AUGUCUGCGCGGCACUUCCCGCACCGCGACUGGAGCAGCCCGGCCGACCAGCAGCUGCCCUUCACCGGCAACACCGUCAGCGACGCCGACUUCGCCGCGGACCCGCACGGCGCCGACAUCGAGGCCCAGCACGAGGCUCAGCACCCGCGCGCCCGCCGCAUCCGCGCCCAGUCCAACGCCUCCGCCCACCUCUCGCAGUCGUUCUCGCGCAACCCCGUCCGCUCGUUUGCCCACCAGGCCUCGCAUGGCUUCACCGACACCCCGCAGUACUCAUCGCAGGGCGUCCGCGAGCGCAGCUCCCAGCUGGCCUCGUACGCCCUGGACUCGGAGGACUACCAGGACCGCCCGCCGCGCCACAGCUUCGCCGAGCCCGACUCGCCCCGCCGCCCGCUGUCCGACUACCACGACGGCCGCGGCUCCAUUGACUCCGGCAGAGAAGACACCAUCGACGAGGACAGCGAGGCCGAGACUCCGGUGACGGUCAUUGGGGGGCCGCAGAAGCCCGACCACGACUUCUUCAGCUGGCAGAGCCCGCGCAAGGGCUCUACUGCCGAGGCCGUGCCGGACCUCGUGGUCCAGGACACCGAGCGCACGCCGCUGCUGCCGUCGGCAAGACUCCCGCGCCCGCUCUCGCAGCAGAAGAGCGCCAAGGGCACGAGCAAGAGCAAGAGCAAGAGCAGGAGCCGCUCGCCCGACCAGAGUCUUCCCCAGCGCGUCAAGGCGUCGUUUGCAGCAGGCCGCGAGCACAUGCUCGGAUUCAGCCAGACCCUAACUAACCCCAAGACCUACACCAAGGACGCCGUGCUGUCCGGUGCACUGACCAGUGCGCAGACACUGACUGCCGUCUUCCUCGGCCUGCUCCUGAACCUACUGGACGCGCUUUCAUAUGGCUAUAUUUUGUUCCCCCUUGGAUCUCCCAUUUUCAGCCAGACCGGCCCGGACGGCAUCUCCAUUUUCUUUGUCAGCUGCAUCGUCUCGCAACUCUGCUACUCCCUCGGUCUGUCCAGCUUCAAGGGCGGCGUGGGCUCGGAGAUGAUCGAGGUCGUGCCCUUCUUCCACAACAUGGCCUACUCGAUCAUGGAGCGCAUGGAGGGCGCCGCCCCGGAGGCCAUCAUGGCCACUACCAUCACUUCCUACUGCCUGAGCUCUAUUCUUACCGGCCUCAUCUUCCUCACUCUGGGCAGCUUCAAGCUCGGCACUCUGGUCAGCUUCUUCCCCCGCCAUAUCCUGAUUGGCUGCAUUGGCGGUGUCGGCUUCUUCCUCUUUGUCACCGGCAUCGAGGUCUCUGCGCGCCUUGAGGGCAACAUGAACUACGAUCUCGCGACCCUACAGAAGCUGUUCUCUGCGGAUACCUGGUACCUCUGGAUGCUCCCGCUUGUGCUUGCCGUGUCGAUUAUGCUUAUGCAGCGGAUGGUGAAGAGUCCAUUCGUGCUGCCCGCCUUCUUCGUCCUUAUUUUUGCCACCUUCUACCUAUUCGUGAAGGGCAUUUUCCAUGUUGACCUGCAGGACGCGCGUGACGCCGGCUGGAUCUUUGAGCAGCCCGAGGCCGGCGUCAAGUUCUACCGUUUCUAUUCUUAUUUCAAAUUUUGGCUCAUCGACGUAUCGGCGCUGGCCAGCUGCAUACCGACCAUGUUUGCCCUUUCAUUUUUCGGCAUCAUCCACGUGCCUAUUAAUGUGCCCGCCUUGGGCGCCGCCGUAAAGGAGGAUAACCUCGACGUUAAUCGUGAGCUCAUCGCCCACGGUAUCUCGAACACACUGUCUGGCUUUGUUGGUAGCAUUCAGAACUACUUGGUUUACGCUAACAGCGUGAUGUUCAUUGCCAACGGCGGCGACAGCCGCGUCGCGGGCACCCUGCUCGCUGUUGCAACAGCUGCUGUCUGGGUCGCCGGCCCUGCGAUGAUUGGAUACAUCCCCAUCUGUCUGGUCGGCGCGCUCAUCUUCCUGCUUGGCAUCGAUCUUAUGAAGGAGGCGCUGUGGGACACAUUCGGCAAGUGCCACAAGCUUGAAUAUCUCACUAUUGUAGCCAUUGUCUUGAUCAUGGGCAUCCACGACUUUGUUGUUGGGAUCUUCGUUGGCAUCGUGCUGGCCUGCGUGAGCUACGUGGUGCAGAGCUCUCGCCACCCUGCCAUCCGCGGGUCCUACAGUGGUGUUGUCGCUGAAUCGACGGUGCGCCGCCCGCGAGCGGACUGCCGCUACCUGAACAAAGUCCGCGGUCAGAUCCGGGUUGUCAAGCUGGGCGGCUUCCUCUUCUUCGGCACGAUUGUAUCAGUCGAGGAGAACCUGCGAUCCCUCAUUGACGACGACAACUUCGAAGAGCAGCCGGUGAGCUUCAUCAUCGUCGACUUCACGCAUGUCACUGCUGUCGACUUCUCCGGUUGCGAGGGCUUCCAGCGCAUCAACAGGAUUCUCGGCGGUAAAAAUGUCAAGAUGAUCCUGUCUGGCGUCUCCUUCGGGAACGACGUGGGCAAGUCUCUGCAGAGCGUCGGCUUGCUGGACGAAGCAGAGGAGGAUGGCUCGCCGCCUCCACAGGUAUUUGAGGACCUGAACACGGCACUCGAGUCGUGCGAGAACGAACUUCUCGAGGUCUUCCACCGCCACUGCAGCACGCACGUCAAGAGGCGCCAGAUCACCCCACCCAUGUCCAUCAACGGCGCGAAGAAUCUCAACUCCGAGCCGAUACCCUCCGGUGGCUCUCCCGCAUCUUCCCUUGGACCAAGCUCCCUUAACCCCGACUUCGCCUCGCCCCGUCGCGGCGCCCGCCUUCUCGCCGCCCGCUCUACCAUGCGCGAGUCCUCGCACGCCCAAACCCUCACCCCCGAUUCGGCCAGCCUUAGUGAACCCACCCCCGCAGCCCCUUCGCGCUGGAAGAAUUUCGCCCAGCCCCUCAAAAUUAUCCUCCAGACUUUCGAAGACGUCUCCCUCCAGAACGAAGACUUCUGGCACGUCAUCGCGCCCUACUUCACCCGCCGCGAGCUCCCCGCUGGCUCGGUCCUGUACUCGCGCGGCGACGACCCCGACGGGUUCUACAUCCUGCAGCAGGGCCGACUGCGCGCCGAGUACGCGCUCGACCAGGGCAGUUUCUUCGAGGUCAUCCUGCCCGGCACGACGUGUGGCGAGCUGCCGUUCUUCAGCGAGACGGACCGUACGGGAACGGUGGCGGUGGAGAAUGACAGCGUGGCGUGGUUGUUGACGCGGGAGAGGUUUCAGGCGCUGGAGCGCGAGCAUCAGGGUGUUGCGCGGGAGUUGCUCAAGGUCGGGCUGAAGUUGACCAAGGAGCGGAUGGAUGCCAUCACGAGUUAUGUGCUUGUCACCGCAUCGUAGAGUGUGUUUGUGGUGUGUGUUGAGGGCGUGGUGUGAUGGCUAGUACUGUAAUUUUGCAUAGCUGUGCAACGUGUAAUUUAUACCCAAAUUCGCAUAUGACAACGUUGG
Messenger RNA from Boeremia exigua, 3429 nucleotides. Its product is annotated as sulfate transporter family protein-like protein. Lineage: Eukaryota; Fungi; Ascomycota; Dothideomycetes; Pleosporales; Didymellaceae. The coding region runs from base 1 to 3321 and encodes 1106 amino acids. The transcript is spliced from 3 exons. Gene Ontology annotation, cellular component: membrane. The record is from RefSeq and is a predicted model, not a curated record.